Messenger RNA from Phlebotomus argentipes, 2358 nucleotides. RefSeq lists its product as uncharacterized. Gene Ontology annotation, molecular function: metalloendopeptidase activity. Gene Ontology annotation, biological process: peptide metabolic process; proteolysis. The record is from RefSeq and is a predicted model, not a curated record. The coding region runs from base 81 to 2270 and encodes 729 amino acids. The transcript is spliced from 3 exons. Lineage: Eukaryota; Metazoa; Arthropoda; Insecta; Diptera; Psychodidae.
GGUGUCAAAAAAUUGCUAGAAUCGCUCGCUGAGUGAAAAACAUUGCGGAUGGAGUAGGAAAAAUGUGCUAAUUAUCAAGAAUGGCUGUGUCUCUGUGCGGUAAACGCGCCCUGCUGACGCGGGUUAACUUCAAUGUGUGCCCCAAGAGAUUUGGAUACAUUGUUCUAGUCCCAGAGAUCGGCGAGGAUCUGCCGGAGAAGAACCCGCUGCAGCGCGAGGAUGGGCUGCCGGAGUUUGGUACGGUGACAGUGGAGAAAUGCGUGUCGGUGAUUGGAAAGCAGGCGGUGGACAUGGAGAAGCAGGUGAAGGAUUUGGAUGCUCAGGUGACCGGCAAGGCGGUGAAGGAUGUCUUCACGGAGGUGUUGGACCCGUUGGAGCACAUCGGGUCUGCACUGGAGACAACUUGGGGUGUGGCGAAGACACUCUACUUGGGCAACAGUGUUUUGAUGCCUACAAAGAGUUACAUAACGAUUCACGACAGAGCCCGGCGCGCCCGGAUGGCGAAAUUCUCCAGUAACAACAUCUACAAAGCCAUCAAGGAGGCCCACUUGAAGGGCAGCGAGAACUUGAGCGAGGAGCAGAAGAGGAUUAUCCAGAAGUACGCACUGGAGGGGAAGCUAAACGGCCUAGAAUUGGAUAGUCACCAGAAAGCAGUUCUGGACAAUGCUCUGAUCAAGCUGGGCGAAGAAAGGACAAAGUUCAGGCAGAAAGUCGAAUUGUCUACGAAGCAGUUCAAUCAUGUGGUCGAAGAUUACGGAGUUGUGAGGGAUUUCCCACCGGAAGUGCUGCAGCUAUUCGCCAAAGAUCCCACGCAUCCCACAAAGGGACCUUGGCUUGUCACGCUGCAGCCUCAAGUGGCGGCUAACUUCUUGGAAUACUGUCCAGACCGCACAAUGCGCUGGAAUGUAUGGCAAGCACAGACCAGACGCAAUUCCAAUUUCGGUGAGAAAUCCCUGGCCACCAGUACGACAAUAGAGGAGAUUCGCUUCCUGCGGCGCGAUCAGGCGAAGAUGCUGGGUUACAAUUCCUUCAUGGACAUGUCCAUGGAGACGAAGAUGGCGGGGAGCAGGGAGAAUGUAACGAGAAUGCUGGAAGCGCUGCGUGAAAAGGCCAAACCAGCCCAGGAUGCUGAGAUUAAGAGUCUUCGAGGAUUUGCUGAGAAAUUCGGCUUCAAGGGACAAUUAGAAGCUCAUGACAUCCCGUACUUCAGGCGAAAGCAGCUCAAAGCUCUACAUCACUACGAUGAGGAGAUCAUCAGAGAGUACUUUCCUCUGCCGAAAGUGUUGACAGGAAUGCUGGAGUUGUGCGAGAGACUCUUCCAGAUUCGUAUUGUAGAGCGUCAAGGCGUGGAUACUUGGCAUGAGGAUGUGCGAUACUUUGACGUGUUGGAUGAGGAUAAGCCCGUGGCAGGAUUCUAUCUAGACUUGUAUACGCGUGAGGAUGUUAAGAUGCACACUAAGGACAACUUUGGCUGGACAGUUGGGAUUAGAAAUCGUAGUUCAGUGACAAAUACAAAGCCACUGUCGGCGUUGAUCUUCAACUUUCCGUCGCCCAUCUACGGAAAACCAUCACUUCUUGGAUUUGAGGAUGUGGAGAUGCUUUUCCAGAGAUUUGGAUAUGCACUGCAGCAACUUCUGACCAAAGUGAACUACUCAGAAGUGGCGGGAGCGACAAACAUUGAGUGGGAUGCUGUGGAAGUAGUCAGUCACGUCAUGUCGCACUUCUUAUACAAUUCGACGACACUGCGAGAGAUCUCCUCACACUAUGCCACUGAGGAUCCACUGUCGGAUGCCAUGAUGGGCAGCAUUCAAGCUUCCCGGACACAUUUUGCGGGCUACGAUCUCUGUCAGCAACUCUAUUACUCCGCAUUCGACAUGGAACUGUACUCACGCAAGGACUUCUGGAUAGACAUCAUGCGAGAACUGUGGCCUAAGUACAUGACGCUUCCUCUGGAGAAGAAGGACGCUCAUCCCUGCUCAUUCACGCCGAUCUUCUCUGGAGACUGGGCAGCAGCAUAUUUCAGUCACGUCUGGUCACGUGUAAUCGCCGCAGACGUGUACUCUGCCUUCCAUGAAGCUGGAGGCAAUCCAGAAGUUCUUGCCACAGUGGGGAGACGUUUUAGAGACACAUUUCUGGCCAUGGGCGGUUCUUGUGCUCCUGCUGAAGUGUUCAGGCGCUUCCGUGGCCGCGAUCCCUCACCCAAGGCGUUAAUUUCUGUGCUGGGACUGAAGAAGAAGGGAAAGGGUGGCGAGGAGGGUGGCAAAAAGUAAUUCAUAUAGUUCAUAGCUGUGCAUUUUCCCUGCAUUGUUGGAGAAUUGUAAAAUUUCUCUGAAAAAAUACAUGAUAUCCGUUGAAGAA